AUGGCAUCAAAAUUUUCUAUAAUGGAUUUAUGUCCCGAUUUAGCUAAUAAUAAACAUUCCACUCCAAGUUCACCAGAAUCAGAUAAUUUUGUUGAUAAACAACAUUCAGUGAUGCUUGAUGAUUUGAGUGACACAGCAAGUAGUAGUAAUGUUACUAAAGAUAGUGGAAAUACAUCAAAAUGUAUAGAUGAUUCAAGAACAUUUGAAUUGUCUCCAUCUAUAUCUCCUGAAAGUGUUGAUGUAUCAGACUCUGUUGAAACAAUAGAAAAUUCAGAUUCUUUAACAUCAAAUAAAAAACCACCAUUUAGUUAUAAUGCUUUAAUAAUGAUGGCAAUUCGUAAUAGUAAAGAAAAAAAAUUAACAUUAAGUGGUAUUUAUGAUUAUAUCAUAACAAAUUAUCCUUUUUAUCGUGAUAAUAAACAAGGUUGGCAAAACAGUAUUCGUCAUAACUUAUCAUUAAAUAAAUGUUUUGUAAAAGUUCCAAGAAAUUAUGAUGAUCCUGGUAAAGGUAAUUAUUGGAUGCUAAAUGCAGCAUGUGAAGAUGAAAUAUUUAUUGGUGGAUCAACAGGAAAAUUAAGAAGAAGACCAUCAGGUUUUAAUAGGGGACGUUUUGAUGCUUUUAAAAGUAUUCAAAUACCAUCAUAUCCAUAUAAUAUAUCAGGAUCACAAAAUUCAAUGAUUUUUAAUAAUAAUACAAAUCCAUUAUUAAAUUUUAAUACAUCAUUAUUAUAUUAUAAUCAACCAUCAAUAAAUGGACCAAUUGGAGGAGGAAGAAUUAUACCACAAAUACCUACACCAAUACCAGGACAAUUAUCAGGAACAAUAAAUCAAUCUAAUAUUAAUCAUUUAUUAUCAAUGUAUGCUUCUGCAGCAUUUCAAUUACCAUAUAAAGAAAAACAAUUAAUAUAA
This is a messenger RNA of Strongyloides ratti, 909 nucleotides long. Its product is annotated as Forkhead box protein G1. Gene Ontology annotation, biological process: regulation of transcription by RNA polymerase II. Bases 1 to 909 code for a protein of 302 amino acids. NCBI's taxonomy places the organism in Eukaryota, Metazoa, Nematoda, Chromadorea, Rhabditida, Strongyloididae. The transcript is spliced from 2 exons. The record is from RefSeq and is a predicted model, not a curated record. Gene Ontology annotation, molecular function: sequence-specific double-stranded DNA binding; DNA-binding transcription factor activity. Gene Ontology annotation, cellular component: nucleus.